UGAAAAAUAAAUGAUUAUGGAAACAAACAAAUUCUAUUGAUGGAAUAUAAAUAAAAAAUGAUGGAGUUACAAACCCCCUACUUGCCUUUUGUAGGAAGGAAAACAUAAAUAAAGUGCUUGACAAAUGUCUUCCUCAUCAACGGAUGAAGUUGAUGAAGCUUUAGACGAAAUAGUCGACCAAGUAGUUGACAGUUAUAUCGACGCAAUAGUUGAUGGUCAAGCCAACAAGCCGAGGAGACGAGCUUAUAUCGAAAGAGAUCGGGAAGUAGGACACACUCAACUAUGGAACGAUUCUUUCACGGAAAAUCCUACAUACCCACCGGAAUUGUUUAGGCGGCGUUUUCGAAUGAACAAGCCAUUGUUCCUUCGCAUUGUCGAACGCCUAAGUAGUGAAGUUCCUUACUUUCAGCAAAGACGAAAUGCUCACGGAAGGAACGGGCUAUCUGCACUUCAAAAGUGUACGGCAGCUAUACGUAUGCUGGCAUAUGGUCAAUCGGGAGAUACAUAUGACGAAUAUCUCCGACUUGGUGACAGUACAUCACGUUUGUGUUUGGCAAAUUUCACUGAUGCAACAAUACAAUUGUUUGGAGAAGAGUAUCUACGAAAACCUACAGCCGAGGAUCUUCAACGAUUACUCGAUGUUGGAGAGGUACGGGGGUUUCCGGAGAUGAUAGGCAGCAUCGACUGUAUGCAUUGGGAGUGGAAAAACUGCCCAACGGCUUGGAAAGGUCAGUUCACACGUGGUUCAGGAAAGCCGACAAUUGUCUUAGAAGCCGUGGCAUCACAAGAUCUUUGGAUAUGGCACGCAUUUUUCGGCUUACCAGGUACCCUCAACGAUAUCAAUGUUCUUGAUCGAUCACCUGUUUUUGAUGAUGUCUUACAUGGUCGAGCACCUAAAGUUAAGUUCAAGGUCAACAACCACACUUAUCGUAUGGCCUACUAUCUUACUGACGGAAUUUAUCCAAACUGGUCAACAUUUAUCCAAUCCAUCCCACUUCCUCAAGGUCCUAAAGCCGAGAAAUUUGCAGAAAAGCAAGAAUCCGCCAGAAAAGAUGUCGAACGGGCUUUUGGAGUAUUGCAAUCGAAGUUUGCAAUUGUUAAAAACCUCGUUCUACAAUGGGACAAGGAAAAGAUAGGAAAGAUAAUGAGAACUUGUGUUAUAUUGCACAAUAUGAUAGUAGAGAACGAACGACACGGAUACGCUCAAAUUGAUACUUCUGAAUUCGAGUCAGGAGAAUCAAGCAGAAGUUCGAGGGUGACAAGGAGAGAAAGUAUUCAUGUCGGUGAUAUGUUAGGCAUGCGCAGAAAAGUUCGAGAUCCAGAGAAGCAUGCUCGUUUGAAAGCUGAUUUAAUGGAAAAUAUAUGGCAAAAGUUUGGUGAUGAAGAUGAAUAAGCUUUGUAUGUUAUUAAAUUUCUUGAUUUAUGUAAUCUACUCUUAAUGUAUUGAAUAAAAAGUUUUAAAAUAUUUAUAAUAUAUUUUAAUAUUUUAGUCAUGUAUUCUGAAUAUUUUGAAACUUUUAAAUAAUAAAAUAAAUAUUAUUAUUUUAUUCUUAUGAACUCGUUCUUGAGGUUCACCAAUGCAGAAAACAACAAAUACAGAUUCAUAACUAUUCAUGAACCUACAAAAAAAUAUUAAAAAAUCUUUGUGAACCCCAAGGGGUUCCCCAAUGCUCAUACUCUGAUUUAUUAAUAAUUCCAUCGAAAUCAUGGAAGCUCAAGAUAUCCCAACCCCAAGAUACCAAUAAAAAAAUCCCUUUUAGCACUUAAUCAAAAUUAUUAUCAAUUUAUUUUUAAUUUUAAUUAGUUUUUUACGUUUAAAAAAAUAAUAUAGAUACAAAUAAAACCUAAACUUUGAUUCUCGUCAUGUUUUCUUCAAGACUUCAACUCCUCUCUCACGUUGGCCUUCCUCUUGUGCUCUACUCCGUUCAAUGAUAACUUUGAGAUCUUCUUUUUUUUUCUCCUCAAAAUCUUGUCUUCUUCUUUUUCUCAGUAAACCUAGUAUUCACAAAACCCUACUUUAUUAAUUCCAUCGAAAUCAUGGAAGCUUGAGAUAUCUCCAACCCCAAGAUACCAAUAAAAAAAUCCCAUUUAGCACUUAAUCAAAAUUAUUAUCAAAUUUUUUAAUUUUAUUUAGCUUUUUGCAUUUAAAAUAAAAAUACAUACAUAUACAAAUAAAAUCUAAACUUUGAUUCUCGUCAUGUUUUCUUCAACUUCUCUCUCACGUCAGCCUUCCUCUUGUGCUUACUCCAGUUCAAUGAUAACUUUGAGAUCCUCUCUUUUUUCUCCUCAAAAUCUUGUCUUUUUCUUUUUCUUAGUAAACCCAGUAUUCACAAAACCCUACUUUAUUAAUUCCAUCGAAAAUGGAAGCUCGAGAUAUCCCCAACCCCAAGAUACCAAUAAAAAAAAAUCCAAACCUAUUUCCGCUUCGCUGCCUUUGAUCGCAAGACAUUAAAGUCAAAAGAGCUAUGUAAGCAUCGUGAAAUCGAGUUUCUUAAAUCUUAAGAGUCUCAUGAUCGUAAAUAAGCCAAAAGAUGUUUACUGUGAAUUUGUUCUUUCCUCUACUCCUACGUCUUUUAUUGGUAAGUCAAACUUUAAUUUACUGUGAGUUAAGCGAAUGAGUUUCAACUUGCAAACAGAUUAGACUAUGAAACUAGCGGCAUGAUGCUCAUAACUAACUCCCAUAAGCUCUCUCCAUCGGACCUUCCCCGAAUUUGAACAUAAUCAUGAUUAAGUCAGGUCAUUUACGGUCUAAACACAUAUCUUGACGUGUGUAUUCUGCCUUGGACGUUAGUAGAGUUUUAGAGGGAGGUGUGGGAGAGUCCGGACCAAUUCAGGUAGCUCUUGAUCCUAUUUCAAGUGCAUUACUUGUCAGAGUUUCUCUUAGUGUCCAUCGUUGAUGGUUUGGCCUUCUCAUUUCCACGUUUAAGAUUUGGACAACUAGUGAGUUUUAGGGGCACAUAUACAAAUUGACUAGCGGAGACUUGCCAUUUUGUUCAAUUUUCUUCUUAGCCGUAAGAAUUUAUAUCUUCCUUUGGGAGCGUUUACAAUAGUUAGUGGGCGUACUGCUAUUGUGAGUUAUGUUUUUUUUUUUGUUGGUCAAAUCCUUGUUGUCACCAUGCAAGGGUGGAUCAGCACCUUACACUGAUCAAAUCCUUAUUGCCACCAUCCAUUUGCUUUUGACUUUUGAAUCUCUCAUUUUGUCCAAGUCUCUUAGUUCCUCUUUCAGGUUAUGAUCAAGGUUUGCUAGGUGUGUAGACGACAAACGCAAGGAGAUUGGCAUUAUAGAAAGAUUUUCAAUCCAAAACAAAGAACUUAUGCUUCCAUUUUUUUACGUUUGUAAAAAUUAAUUAUUCUAUUCUAAAAUCAGUUUGUUUCUGUUUGUAAUGAUAAUAUUUUUAAUCCAAAACAAGAGUUUAUGCUUUUAAGGUUUUAAAUUGUUUAAGGAUGUGGUAUAAAGAGAUACACAUGUGGUCUUGCUUAUGUUGUAUCAUUGAUCAAAAGUUCAAACCAGAACACUGAAACUCACUGUAGUAAAGGGUGAUAUGAAUUCGGCUUUAUUAGCAACUCACUUGAUAUUUGUACAAUGUCUGCUUGAAUACACACACAAGCGCGUGGAAGGUUGGUCCUCACAUAUGUCAAAUUUUUUUUAUUUUUCCGGUCAUUGUUGAUGAUAGCAGGAGUGACUCAAGGGUACUGAUCAAAUCAGAAGGGUAAGUAGCUCAUUUGGAAAUUGACCAGGCUUCGAUCGAUUCCACAGUCCUCACAAACCAUCAACUUUAGCUUAUCAGAAAUUGAACUCGCAUCCAAAUUCAGUAACCUACCUCCUUAUGCUUCAUCAGCAAGUAAACUGCAUCCCUUGCUUACAAACGAGUUCCACAAACCACAAGAAGCAUAGAUAUGCAUCUUAGUAAACUUGAUUGACCAAAAAAGGAGAAGGAAAGAAGAGAUCAUUGAUGAAGUAGAUUUUCUUGGUCAAUUUGCAUUCCAAAUUUGGUUAAAAAAAAGAAGUAAAAGUCAAUAUUUUCAAGAUCUGCUAAAUAUUGGCUAAUCGUUUUUGGGCUAAAAUUUUGGAAAUUUGUAACAAAUCCAGCAGAAGUUAGAUUCUAAUUUUUUAAAAGAUCUUCAAAUAAUAUAUAGGAAAUCAUAUGUAGCUUUUAUUUAAGGAAAAAUAAAAAAUAUUAUAUGUAUAAUUAUUAAUCAAUUUGAUAGUUUAAUAAAUAUAUAUCUAGAUGAACCAACCUAUUUUUUCUAAAAAUUCUGAGAAGUAUUCAAUGAAUGACGCAUGACUACCUAAAAUGUUCUAAUUUUUUUCAAUUAAUAUAUCUCCUAUAUAUUAAUUGAAAAACAUUAACUUCUUUUUGUAGUCACGUGUCAUCACUAUGAUGAUUCUUGGAAUCACUAGAGAAAUAGGUUGUUUCAUCUAAUGAUUUAAUAAAUUUUUAUUAAACGAACAAUAAAUUCAUUAUUA
This is a messenger RNA of Brassica napus (rape), 4468 nucleotides long. RefSeq lists its product as uncharacterized. Lineage: Eukaryota; Viridiplantae; Streptophyta; Magnoliopsida; Brassicales; Brassicaceae. The transcript has a single exon. The record is from RefSeq and is a predicted model, not a curated record. The coding region runs from base 125 to 1393 and encodes 422 amino acids.